Messenger RNA from Clonostachys byssicola, 393 nucleotides. NCBI's taxonomy places the organism in Eukaryota, Fungi, Ascomycota, Sordariomycetes, Hypocreales, Bionectriaceae. The record is from the annotation of a GenBank genome assembly.
AUGAAGCUCACUUCCUUGACGGCGUCUAUUCUUGCGGGUGCCAUCGGCUUCGUACAAGCACUCCCAGCAGCCCACGAUCAACAACCCACCGAGCUCGUGGACCUUUGUUGCUGGGGACUUGGCAUGACUGACGACUCUUGCACGGGCGUCAAGUGUCCGGAACCGACUCUCGCGACCUGGCACGUUGAAAAAUCCAAACCGGAGCUCAAGCCAGUUGAUGACCAGAAGCCGUGCUGUUGCUGCGACAUCUCCAUUCCCGCAAUAUCAUGCAGGCUCCGGCCUGAGAAAGAUGGAUGCAUGUGCGCCAUGGUCGUGUGUCCCCCUGAGAGUCCUACUAUUUGGCCAGGAUCAACUACGUCUCCCACAGCAACCCCUACUCCUACUCCCCACUGA